UUUGAGCGACUCUCAUGGUCACGGGAGAAUCGUCCCCACAUCCCCAGACAGGCAUUUCUGGGAGCAGGGAAUACCAAAUGGGACUGGAGGAAUUUCCAGCAUCUUCAAAUAUCAUUUAGGAACCGAGGCCAUUCAGCCGAGCCCGGGGUGGUGGCAGACUGGACUACAUCGCUGGGCCAAGGUGUCUGUUACAUUGGGAUACAGAUUGUUUACACGUUUUACAUCGGCGGAAAACUGGGAUGUGAAUGCACAGGAUUCACACAAGGAGUUCAUACAUGCAAGACAACUUGCGCCAGCUGGUGCAGUGUAUUAUUCUUGUUGCCAAAAUAUUGUUCAUCGCCGGGGUAGGAUAUCAUCUGACUGAGCAGCUAAUACGACAGAGGCCCCGAUUAAUUUUAAGGUCUGCACUGUGGACAGAUUCCUUACCUUCUGACAAGGGAUAUUGGGGAACAGACAUUUAGACAGUAUUUCUUUCCCUGAAGUGUUUGGACGUGCCAGCUGUGUCCUACAAAUAAUUUAUUCUCGACAACACCAGUCUCUAAAUCCUUGCCUACCACAGACGAAUGCCAGAGAAGGACGCGCCACUAAAUCGCCUCAUCACACUCUGGAAAAUGUUAAUCGGAUAUAAUUUGCUGCAAAUCUAGAUCCGGAAGCCCAAUGAGUGACACACAGUCCAGCUUCACUGACAGGUUUCCCAAGAAAGCAAAUAGAACUAGCAGCAUUCUCAGUAAAGACCACCCCCCAGACAAGAAACCCAAAAGUGACAAAACCUCACUUCCCUCCAAUGAGUUUGACCCUACAGAAGCUCUGGUGGUGCAGAAGAGUGGCAGCAGCAGUGUGCUAGCAGAGGGGAAGCCUGAGUCCUGUGGUCUGGUCCAGCGAUGUGUGAUCAUCCAGAAAGAUGAAAACGGCUUUGGGCUCACCGUCAGCGGCGACAACCCAGUGUUUGUGCAGCUUGUCAAAGAAGAUGGUGCUGCUAUGCGAGCAGGUGUUCAGACAGGAGACAGGAUCAUCAAGGUUAAUGGGACCCUUGUUACACAUUCUAAUCACAUCGAGGUGGUGAAGCUUAUCAAAUCGGGCUCCUAUGUGGCCCUCACAGUGUUGGGGCGUCCGCCAGGGCUCCCCCAGAUUCCCUUGUCGGAAGCAGAGUCCGAAAUGUUGGGCGUAAGCAUUUCCUCUCCAAACUCACCAGCAGCAGAACGCCCCUAUAGUCCUCUAGACCGCUUCUCCUCCGCUCACACAUCAUGGGAUGAGAACAGCAGUGUCUGCAGCCAGAGGGUUGACAACUUACAAAAGACGCUAUUAAGAGAACAGCAGGAGCUCCAGGCCAUGAAGGAAGAGUACAGCAGGAACCCCUCCCCCAAACUACUGAAAGACAUCCAGGAAGCUAAAAAACACAUUCCUCAGCUGCAGGGUCAGCUCUUAAAGGCCACUGGGGCAUCACAGGAGGCGGUUCCAGGUGGUGAUGCAGAUGAUGGUAGCAUGUUUGAAACCGAGCACACCCCGGGCUCUAAGGGAGACAACAGUACUGACCUGUCUUGGAUCAGCUCUCCUAUAUCUCGGGGAUUUGGUCUUAGCUCUCCAGACAGCCUGUGCCACAGCCCAAAGAGCACUCCCAGGAACAGCUUAAACUCCUGCCACUCUCCAGAGGCUGAGGACGCCACUGACCUGGACUCUCUGUCCCCUACUACAGUAAACAGCCCUUCUUCCUCCCGCCUCGUCUCACAAAUCAUUGGAGCAGAGGAUGACUACUUUGAUUCAGACCAGGAGCAGACAAAUGGCCAGUGUAACAAUUUUAAUAGCAUCGAUCAGCUCAAGUCUCGGCCGGCCCACCUCGCAGCCUUCCUUCACCAUGUCAUCUCUCAGUUCGACCCUGCUCCUGUGUUGUGCUACCUCUACGCUGACUUCUACAAGCAGACCAACUCCAAAGAGACUAGACGGGUGUUCAUGGACCUCCACACCUUUUUCAUUGACCGGGGAGCAAAUUUAAAGGUUGCUGUCCCUGAAUCCAUCUCUGCUGAUCUUGAUCGACGUCGUACAGAACUGAUCCCAGAGGAAAUAAACCGACAACAUGUUCAAACACUGCAGGACUCACUGCUCCCCGACAUUCAGAGGAACCUUGAGGAUUUCAGGCAGAAGCGCAGUAUGGGCCUGACAGUGGCUGAAGUAGAGUUGGCCAGACUGGACCAGGAAAGAGUCCGUGACCGUGUCACUCUGGAGCGAGAACGCUCCUAUGCUGAAAACAUCAUCGCCAAAAUAGAGGAUAUCCUGUUAUCUACUCAGACCACAGAGGAAGAGAAAUGCACUACAAUGCAGUAUGUCAUAUAUACAUACAUGAAGCACCUUGGUGUGAGGGUAAAGGAACCUCGCAGUCUAGAGUCCAAACGGGUCAGGAUCAACUUUCUCCCCAAGAUCAAGAAAAGCAUCAAGACUGAAAAAGAAGGAGAGGAGAAAGUGAAGAAACCUAGAUUUCCCAGCAUCUUAGGACCCCAGCGUCGACCCAGCCGCAUUGAGGCAGCAUCAGUGGGGAAAUCCUUGGAUGGUCGCCCCAGACCUCAGAAGCAGUUGUCGCAGCCUUCACUGGGUGCAAAUGAUCACACAGAAGGUGGUCGUCUACGAGGCAGCCAAUCAAGCGAGGGCUCUGAACUCACACACUCCACAUCCGUCAACACCUCAUCCCCAAGCAGCGCCAACUUUAGCUCCGACACGAGCCGAGAUAAUGAAAUGGGUGGAACUCCAACCUCAGGCCCCUCCAGGCUGAGUGACGGCCUUCAGUCUGACCCUCUGGAUGGCUCGCCGUACCCUGCAACGCACGUAGACCUUUACAACCUGGACCAACUCCAAGAGGAUGACAGAGAAAGUGAUAGAGCUCACGAGGGAACACCAAAGGCCAUAAGAAGGCUUGAUGGACUUGGUCCUGCAGAUGUCCAGAGCGAAGACGACCAAGGAACAGAUUCUGAGCACGACCCUCCAAACUGGCAGCAGCUGGUGGGGAGAGAGAUCCUAGCAGGUCUCCGGCCCCAGGAAAUCAAGAGACAAGAAGUGAUUAAUGAGCUGUUUUACACUGAAAGAGCACACGUGCGGAUGCUGAAAGUUUUGGACCACGUUUUCUACCAAAAGCUCUCCAAAGAGGCCAUCCUGCCUCCUGCUGACAUCAAGAACAUCUUUACCAACCUGGAGGAGAUUCUCCUGCUGCAUGUUUCAAUACUGGAGCAAAUGGCAGCCGUUCGGAAGAGAAAUGAGUCUUCAGUAAUUGAUCAGAUAGGAGACGACUUGCUAUCCUGGUUCAGCGGCGGAGAGGAGGAGAAGAUCAAGCAGGCGGUGGGGACGUUCUGCAGUAACCAGCCGUUUGCUUUGGAGAUCAUCAAGACCAAGCAGAAGAAAGACUCACGCUUCACUUCAUUCAUCCAGGAGGCAGAGAGUAACAGACUGUGUCGCCGACUGCAGCUUAAGGACAUCAUUCCUGUCGAGAUGCAGCGACUCACCAAGUACCCCCUGCUACUAGAAAACAUCGCUAAGUACACAGACAGUACAUUGGAGAAGGACAAAGUGAAGCAAGCCGCAGACUGCUGUAGGAAGAUUCUCAAUCACGUCGACCAGGCUGUGAAGGAAUCUGAGGACAAGCAGAGGUUGGAGGACUAUCAGAGAAGAUUGGACCUCUCCUCUCUAAAGCAGACGGACAACCCCAUGAUCCUGGAGCUAAAGAACUUGGAUCUAACUAAGAAAACGAUGAUGCACGAGGGUCCGCUGUCAUGGAAAGUCAAUAAGGACAAGACAAUUGAGCUGUACACACUGCUCCUGGAGGACAUCCUCGUUCUUCUACAGAAACAAGAUGAGCGUCUAAUCCUCAAGUGUCAUAGUAAAAACCUGGCAGGCACAGCAGAUACCAAACAUAUCUUCAGCCCAAUCAUCAAACUCAACACUGUGCUGGUGCGCUCUGUAGCCACAGACAACAAGUCCUUCUUCGUCCUCUCCAUGUCAGACAAUGGAGCUCAGAUCUAUGAGCUGAUGGCACCCACAGUCUCAGACCAGAGAACGUGGCAGCGUCUGAUCACCCAGAGAGCUGAAGCCAUGAAAGUCAAACCUCACAGUGUUAUACCAUUACCUCAGACUGACGGGGAGAGAGACGGUGUGGAGAUCAUUACGGCUGGUGUUUCCAGGCUGAGCAGAGACUCAGACCGCACAUCCACUGGCAGCACCCAGUCCACAGAUAAAGAGAACAGUCCAGCCUCUGGAAAUGUGAUACAGAGUUGUCUACCAGGCAGUAAUCCAUUUGAGGGAGGGAAGGAAGAGGAAGAGGAGGAAGAAGGUUUUGUGGACCCAGAGCUUCCUUACCAAGUGGCUGAGGACAGAAAAGAAGCUGACUCAUUUAACAUGUUUCCCUCCAGAGCUGACGAAGCACUGAAAACAUUGGCAGCAUUAAAGCAGGUGUUGGUGACCCAGCUGAUGUCCCAGGAGGCUGUAGAGCAAACCAAACGCUCCACCGGUGCUCGUCUCCUCAGGACCACCUCUUUGCGGACCCCUGUAGACAGUCGUGCCCGGGUGAUGGUUCACAACGGCUCAGAUAAGAACAGCUCCCAGACAGAGGACCGGACUCAGGACCUGGGCUCUGGAGACACAGGCUUCUUUGAUUCUCCCGAAGAUUAUGGAUAUUUAGUACUGGAGGGUUAUGGUGGCCAAGGGGAGAGCAGCACAGAUGAUGACAUCUUGGCAUCAACCACAGGGAAGCAGCUGCGCACCUCACAAGGCUGUGCCGCCGACUCUGGCAUCAACUUGAGGUUCUCUUCAACAUCACAGGCUGGCAGCCUCUCCUCUUUUAGCAGACAGGUCCUGUCUCAUCUAAGAAACCUUCAAGCCAACCUUAACUUUCUGAAGGAGGUGGAGGCGAAGUACAAUAAUCUAAUACGCCAAAGGCCAGAGAGGGCAGCAGCAGACACAGAUGGAAAUAAAGAUAAAAGAUAGUGGGAGUCCGUGCCUCAGCAUUCAGCUCUGGUCCCACAGAGGAAGUACCGACUCGUAGUCUGUGCUUACUUCUCGUGUCCUGGACUUUUCGGGACAUUCCAUAAGCUUGUCCUCUCACUGCUGAGCCCCUCCUUUUUUUUUUUUUCUAUCACCGUUGUCCCACGGUCCACACAGAGAAUGAGAGACUUAAAUAUAAGCGGAAUCGGAUGAAGGAGGAGUCAUCUCUGUGAUGCCACGCCCCCCUCAUUCAGCACAAGGCAAUCAGGGAAGUGGGAUUGCCCCCAAACCUCACUCCUUUCCAUCUAACCCUCGUUUUCCCUGGAUCUCCCUGCAAGAAAGAGAACUUAUACCAAAAUGUACAAAGAUGUGUGUUUAGAAUAUAUAUAUAUGAAACACAAAACAAGAAAAGGAAAAUUUUAAGAUAAUGUAUUAAGAUUUUUUUUAUCCCGAGAUGUAUUUAUUUUCUUUCUUUCAUUUUUUUUUAAGUGUUUCCCACAUUGCUUGCAUGCUUUUGGCCAUGGUGUUAACCUUUUUGGCUGCUUUUCCUGCUUCUUUCAUACAGGGUUAGUGUGAGUGUUGAGUGCAUGCUAGCAUUCAAGCGACGCUAGCCUUGCACACCCUGAUGAAAUGGCGGGAAUAUAUUCAGACUGAUAGAGGCCAGAGUUGCACUGGUGAUGAAUGGAUCCCAUUGUGUUUAAAAACUCUUGAUUGUGUUGAAGUCUAGAAAUUCAGAUGAAUUCUAGGUGUGGUUUUUAACUAGAAUGAAGAGUCUGAAGGCUCUGAUCUGGUCCUGUUGCAUUUCUGUGCUGCCUCCUCCUCCCCCCCUCUCUCACUGUGAGAUGUAUUUGUCUCUUGUCAGCUCCUUUCUUCCUUUGUGUUUGAUUCAGAACCUCCUCUCCCCUCUGAACACUUAUAGGUGUCGUCCUUCUCGAUUUCCUCACAGCCCAGUGACUUUCAUGCUUAUUUAUCCCCUCCAACACUCUAUAUGUCAUGCUUCCUUGUUUGCCUUUGGGUAUCUUGCCUCUUUCCCCCUCUUCUACAAGGAGCAGCCAUGCUCUUUCUGUAUCAGCUCCAGACAGAAAACGCUGCUUCUUUCUGCUACUGUUGGCGAUGCUGAGCUGACUGCCUGAUAUUCUAAUAAUGUCAUGAAGUUCAACAUAUACUGUAAAAUUAUCAAGUUGGAAGGUUAUGCAUAACUUUAAUAAAUAAAUGGUGCCAUGACACAUUCAAAAAGAAAAA
Labrus mixtus (cuckoo wrasse) is the source of this 6201-nucleotide messenger RNA. It is a transcript of the gene arhgef12a, whose product is annotated as Rho guanine nucleotide exchange factor (GEF) 12a. Lineage: Eukaryota; Metazoa; Chordata; Actinopteri; Labriformes; Labridae. Gene Ontology annotation, biological process: intracellular signal transduction; G protein-coupled receptor signaling pathway. Bases 658 to 4962 code for a protein of 1434 amino acids. Gene Ontology annotation, molecular function: G protein-coupled receptor binding; guanyl-nucleotide exchange factor activity. The transcript has 41 exons. The record is from RefSeq and is a predicted model, not a curated record. Gene Ontology annotation, cellular component: cytoplasm.